CAGAUGUCAGGGCAGCCAGUUCAGAUGAACUUAGGCGGCGGCAGGGGGCUGCAGCAGCACCAGCCGCUGCAAGUUGCUUCGCGCUACCCUGACAUGGAUCAUCAGUUCUCAAAAAUGCGCAGCGCCAUGCACCGGAAUAUAGUUGAUCAUCUUAUGAAGAUGAUGAAAAUUGCUGAGAACCAGAGCCUUGGGAAACUUGCCGAUAGGUUAGAGGAAGUACUGUACAGAUUGCAUCCAACAAAGGUUGACUACUAUGUGAUGCUGAAAGGACCAAUCGAACCACAUUUGCAAGGUGCUAUUAAGGUCCUUUCCCGCCAUGGUAAUCAGCAUCAACAAAUGUCGCAUCAGACACCAACUCCUUCCCACUGUGGCACAAUGGUUCCAACACCUGGUUCCAUGUCCAAUGGCUACCAGGAUCCAUCCAUCAAUGUACUACAAAAUUCCAUGGCUACCAGUGACUCAUCAGUAAUGUGUCCAGUGAAUACGCAACGACAGGUAGCUCAUAUGAUUCCAGCUCCAGGAUUUAGCGGUCAUCAGAUUUUACCUUCCAAUCCUGUUUACCCAUGUGGAGCUGGAUACCUCAAUGGGGAGUUGAAUGUCAUACCACAAGUGCAUGAGCAAAAACCCAUGCCAUUUUCUAUCAACCAAGGUAGCUAUCCAAUGCAGCAUGUAGGCACCCAUGUUGGUUUUGGAGUACAUUCAAGAAUGUUGGAGGAUUCCUCUUCAAAUGGUUUGUCGGGUCCACAAAUCAAUGGUGAUAUAGGUUUCCCUGGCUCGAAUAUGCAGCUAUCAUACGGAACUGUAGCAGCAAAAGAAUUUACGAAUAUACCUCCUUAUGGCAAUUCACCUGAGAAACUGCUGCAGCAAGAAUUCAUUUGUCAUCCUCCAAAGGGAACACCAACAUCAGCGUUUGUUUCUGGAAAUCUUCAUGGCACUGUUUCUUCAACCUUAAAACCUAUAGGAAACCAGAUGAAUGCUGCAAAUACAUUGCCCACUUCAAGAAUGGAAUGCGCAUUACUUACAAGUCAGACAACCAAGCAAUCCCUUCAACCAAAACCUGUUAUAAAAGCCGAGGUAUUGGAUCAAACGGAAAAUGUGAUCUUUACGAAAUCACAGUUACCUUACCAACAUCAGCAGCAACAUUAUUUUGAGCCUAAUCGUCCUUGUUCCCAGUUUGUGAAGGGAUCACAUCUUGGUUCUUGUUGUGAUGAGCAACUAUCUAAUCAAGGAGCUUUACCAUAUAAUGAGUUAAUGUAUUCGAAAGCAACUGAAGAUAAUGACAAAAGCGACCAGAUGUAUCGGCAGUAUGUUUCUCAUAAUAACAUUCAGAUCACCUCAGGUUCUCAGCAGCUAUUGUCUUCACAUGCAAAAAAUACUGAACUGAUAAGCAGUAUGUUUCAGAGACCAAUGUCACAGGACGCAACAGAACAACAUGUUUCAUCUGAUUGGCCCAAUGCUGGUUGUGCUAUGACUCCAAUUGAUCACAAACCACCCAAGCUUCCAACAAGAGGAUCUGAACGUGCAACAAAUAAAUACGAUCUACAAACAUUGCGGCUGAUCAAGUUCAUUCAUGCAAAAAUUUCUCCAUGCCCUCUUGGGGGUAGUUGUAAAUCACCAAUUUGUGCUCGUCUACAGGAGAUAUUGAAGCAUUCUAAUGACUGUCAAACAAUAGAUUGUUUGUAUGGUUACUGUAAACAAUCAAAGGAGGCUAUUUAUCACUACAAUAAUUGUGUUAAUAAGCAUUGUCCUAUAUGUAGCAAAGCAAAAAGUCUGAGCCACUAUUGUGAUCAAACUAACAAGAGGAAUACAUUUGAAAGGAGUAUCAAUGGGGCAAAUGGUGACAGAAUGGGCAUCAACAUGGUCACAGCUGAAACCUUUGACGAUCAACCACCUAUGUCAAAGCGUUUAAGGUUGCAACUCCUGCCUCCUAAUGUGUCUCAUAGUGCUGAUGCCUCUGUUCCUCAAGCAUGUACAGGUAUUGUGUCACAGCAAGCUCAUCCUAAACAUCUUGGGCAGGAUAAAAUGAUAUUCCCAAAACAAGAGCAAAACAUUGAGAUCGAUAUACAAUCACCACGAAAGGUUGAGAUAAUUAGGUCUUGUGCUGUUGGUAAAACAGGUGCAAUUCAAACUUAUGUGGUUCCUGAUGUUUCAAAUGAGCUAGAUUCUUAUAUUGAGAAAAAAAAUUGCCUGUCCGACAAAGAUACAAAUGAAAUUGUUGUUGAUAUUAAGAAUAAUGCAAACGGCUCUACAGAUGCCAUGAUGUCCAAGAUAGAGAAAACAAAGAGAAAAGGUGUUUCACUCAUGGAAUUGUUCACUCCUGAGCAAAUACAUGAACACGUCCGUAGUCUAAGACAGUGGGUUGGUCAGAGUAAGGCUAAAGCUGAAAAGAAUCAAGUAAUAGGGCAUUCCAAAAACGUGAACUCAUGCCAGCUUUGCAAAGUAGAAAAGCUUUUCUUUGAACCUCCACCAAAAUAUUGUUCUCCCUGUGGUGCUCGGAUAAAACGGAAUGCACCAUAUUAUAGUGAUACUGUCACUGAAAGUGGUCCCUACUAUUUUUGUAUACCAUGUUACAGUGAAUCUCGCAGUGACUCAAUUUUAGUGGACAAUAUUCAACUGCUCAAGUCAAAACUUGUGAAAAAUAGAAACGAUGAUGAGCUUGAAGAAGCGUGGGUUGCAUGUGACAAAUGUAAACGCUGGCAGCACCAGAUUUGUGCUCUUUUUAAUGCCAAAAGGAAUGAUGAAGAAAAAGAUGCAGAAUAUAUUUGCCAUAGCUGCUAUAUUCAAGAGAUAGAACAUGGUUUGCGCAUGCCUUUGCCACUGAAUACUGUUCCUGGGGCAAAAGAUCUGCCGAGGACUGUGCUUAGCGAUCAUAUAGAAGAGCGCCUUCUUCAACGCCUCAAAGAGGAGAGACAGAACAGGGCCAACAAAUAUGGGAAAAAUUUCAGUGAGGUUCCUGGAGCAGAGGGGCUUGUUGUCAGAGUUGUUUCAUCAGUAGACAAGAAAUUGAAAGUUAAGCCACAUUUUUUGGAGAUUUUUCGAGAAGAUAAUUACCCAGCAGAGUUUCCUUACAAGUCCAAGGCCAUUCUUUUAUUUCAGAGAAUAGAAGGCGUGGAAGUAUGCCUAUUUGGCAUUUAUGUGCAAGAAUUUGGAGCAGAAUGUGCAUUCCCAAACCAACGUCGGGUGUAUUUGUCAUACCUUGAUUCUGUCAAAUACUUUAGACCUGAGAUUGAAACUGUUUCUGGUGAAGCCUUACGAACGUUUGUCUACCACGAAAUUCUGAUAGGUUAUCUCCAGUAUUGUAAGCAGCGUGGGUUCACUAGUUGUUACAUAUGGGCGUGCCCACCUUUCAAAGGUGAAGAUUACAUUAUGUAUUGCCAUCCAGAGAUUCAGAAGACACCAAAGUCCGACAAAUUGCGAGAAUGGUACUUAUCUAUGCUUCGAAAAGCUACUAAUGAGGGUAUAGUCGUUGAGCUGACAAAUCUAUACGAGCACUUUUUUAACCCUAAGACAGAAUGCAAGGCUAAAGUGACUGCAGCUCGCUUGCCAUAUUUUGAUGGUGAUUAUUGGCCUGGAGCUGCAGAAGAUAUAAUCAACCAAAUUCGCCUACCAGAAGAUGACAGAAACCUGCAGAAGAAGGGAAAGUUAAAGAAGACUAUUACAAAAAGAGCAUUGAAAUUUGCUGGUCUUACAAAUUUAAAUGGGAAUGCUUCGAAGGAUGCUAUGCUGAUGCAAAAGCUCGGAGAAGCCAUUUACCCAAUGAAAGAAGAUCUCAUCAUGGUCCAUUUGCAACAUUCUUGCCAUCACUGCUGUAUCCUUAUAGUUUCAGGAAGACGUUGGGUCUGCAGUCAAUGCAAAAGUUUUUAUAUUUGUGACAAGUGUUAUAAUGUAGAAGAACAGCGUGAAGCGAAGGAGAGGCAUCCAAGUAAUAGUACUGACUUCCAUAUACUACAUCCAGUUGAAAUUGACGGGGUGCCUAAAGAUACCAAGGACAGAGAUGGCAUCUUAGAAAGUGAAUUUUUUGAUACCAGGCAGGCAUUCCUGAGUCUCUGUCAAGGAAACCAUUAUCAAUAUGAUACCCUUCGUGGUGCAAAGCAUUCCUCAAUGAUGGUGCUAUACCAUCUUCAUAAUCCAACUGAACCAGCUUUCGUAACCACAUGUGAUGUCUGCAAGAACAAUAUCAAAACUGGUCAAGGAUGGCGGUGCAAAGAAUGCGAUUAUGAUGAGUGUGUUGCUUGUUACAAACACAAUGAAGGCGCCAAUCAUGUCCACAAGUUAACUAAGCAGCCAACAGGAGCAGACAUGGAUACUCACCAAAAGAAGAGUGCUGAAACGACACAGAUGUUGCUCCGACUUUUGGCACACGCAGGAUCUUGCCCGGGCCGUGGUGGUUGCCAGUAUCACAAUUGCCGAAAACUUAAAUCUCUCUUCCAUCAUGGAACACAGUGCAAAACACGUUCAUCGGGAGGCUGUCGUCUGUGUAAGAAACUGUGGGGCUUGAUUACACUCCAUGCCAGAGGUUGCAAAGAAUCACAAUGCAAUAUACCAAGAUGCAGGGAUACGAAGGAGUAUUGGAGAAAGCUGCAACUGAUGCAAUGGCAGUCUGAGUCCCGGAGGCGUGCUGCCGUCAACCAAAUGAUGAUGCAACGGCAGUUGGAGACCAGUAGCCGGGCUGCUGGAAAUGGUGUGAACGUGUAAGGAAGAUCAAGAGGACCUGCAUAUUAACAGCAUCAAUGCGUUCUAUACUGGGGAUGAAAUGUCUUCCAUUUUCAGCCUCCUUGCUCAGUUCACCUGACUGGAAGUGGUACUGCAGCUGGUGGCUCAUCCCUGACAUGAUUCGUUUUGUUCAUCAUGUUCAGAUCUGGUCUUCUAUUGUAUGUUGCUCAUGUAUGAUAGGUUUCUGUGCAAGUGUCAAUUGAUGAGAAAAUUUUGUCGUAGUUUCUUUUUUCUUGGUAAAUACAGAACAUGGGUCUCUAGGAAAGACACAGAUAUGGCCAGUCUUUUCAUUCAUUGAUUUCUUUUUUUUUUAGAAUACGCAGGAGAGCUGCGUAUCUUUGUAUUAAGAAGAGAAAGCGAACAAAGUUUUUUACAA
Setaria italica (foxtail millet) is the source of this 5089-nucleotide messenger RNA. Its product is annotated as probable histone acetyltransferase HAC-like 1. The record is from RefSeq and is a predicted model, not a curated record. Lineage: Eukaryota; Viridiplantae; Streptophyta; Magnoliopsida; Poales; Poaceae. Gene Ontology annotation, molecular function: zinc ion binding; chromatin DNA binding; transcription coactivator activity. Gene Ontology annotation, cellular component: histone acetyltransferase complex; transcription regulator complex. Gene Ontology annotation, biological process: positive regulation of transcription by RNA polymerase II. The transcript is spliced from 16 exons. Bases 4 to 4695 code for a protein of 1563 amino acids.